ACAAAAUUCCCUAGAGUACAUUAGUUGCAUUCUGUUUAGACACCUGGUUGAGAGAAAGAAAGAAAGAAAAAAUUUAUAUUCGUAUUUGUAAUUUGUUUUGUGAUAUUUAAUUUCUUAAGCGGAAUGUAAAUUACGUUAUUCUGGAGAAAGAUACUCUAAAUAUUUAGAAAAAACAGACAAAAAAGAUGUAUUUUUCAUAAUUGAAUAUAUCACGGUUAUGUCAAUGUAUUAAAAAUUGAUAUGACAUUGAGCGUUUCGAAGAGUCAUUGUGGCAAAUUGCUAUAGGUUAUGUCAUUGUUCGAAAGGUAGUUGAAAACUUAAAAAUUUUGUAAUGAAGAAUCAGGAAGAGGUGGAUUUGUACCGGGAUACAUAUGUGAGAUAUUUAGGUUAUGCGAACGAGGUUGGCGAGGCAUUUAGAAGCUUAGUACCAAAGUCUAUUGUAUGGUUCAGUUAUGCGGUGUCAAGUGGAUAUGUGCUUGCCGACACUGUUCACAAGGGUACACAUGUCUACAAAGUUGAUACCAGCUCACAAAGAAAUAAAAAUGUCUUGUUGUCCACAUCAGAUACUCUGAUAUGGCAGGCAUUUGCAUCUAUAAUAGUUCCUGGUUUUACCAUAAAUCGAAUUUGUGCAGCAGUUCAGUUUGCACAGAGAAAAAGUACAAAUGUGGUUCUGAGGAAACCUUGGAUCUCAACAAUCGUCGGCUUAGUGUCCAUACCUUUCAUAAUCCAUCCUAUAGAUCAUGCUGUGGAAAGGACUAUGGAUAUAACAUAUAGAAAAUAUACUGGAUACCAUCCAAAAGCACCGCUAUGUGGAAUUAAGCAUGAGUAAUGAAACAUAGCACAUUAGAGACUUAUAGUUAUUAACCUGAGAGAGGUCAUUCUCAAGUCUAAGCAAAAAGUAUUUAAGUAUAUGAAAGAAUGUGUUCUUCAUCUUUGACAUAAAAUAAUUAAAAGGCCUUAUUAAUGCGCAACAAUAUAAUGCAAAGUAAUAUGAUAUUUUUUAAUCGAAUUAUAUUUUAUCAAGGGAUAUAAAAUAAUCACAUUUGCCUACUAUUACAUUUACCAAUUACUCUAUAAAAUUACUCUAUAAAAUUCCGAAUAACAUGAAAUACAAGAUGACAGUACAACAUGAAAUAAGCUGUCUAUUUAAAGAAGAAAACUUUUACUAAAAUUGAGAUGUGCACAAAUUGAUCCAAAGUAAUGUAAGGAAACUUUGCGACCUCUCCUGGUUUAGACACAAUAAAAAGUAUUACUGCCUGUAUAUUCUAAAAUGAAACAACACAAGAUAUUAGAUUAGGAUACAUUGUUAUAUAAUUAUUAGAGCGUUAAAUAUUUUUGUUAUGAUGUACAUAUUAUAUGAUUCUGUAUGUACAUUACGAUUUUAAGCGUCGCCUUGAGCGCCGGUUUGGUGCCGUUAUUGUUGAAUAAAUAAUUGAUUCUACAUUC
This is a messenger RNA of Harpegnathos saltator (Jerdon's jumping ant), 1446 nucleotides long. RefSeq names its product mitochondrial fission process protein 1. NCBI's taxonomy places the organism in Eukaryota, Metazoa, Arthropoda, Insecta, Hymenoptera, Formicidae. Gene Ontology annotation, cellular component: mitochondrion. Gene Ontology annotation, biological process: mitochondrial fission. The coding region runs from base 332 to 829 and encodes 165 amino acids. The record is from RefSeq and is a predicted model, not a curated record. The transcript is spliced from 3 exons.